Messenger RNA from Coffea arabica (coffee), 1224 nucleotides. Lineage: Eukaryota; Viridiplantae; Streptophyta; Magnoliopsida; Gentianales; Rubiaceae. The record is from RefSeq and is a predicted model, not a curated record.
AUGACUCAAACCGACUCGGCCGAGAUUAUUCGUAUCAGAGAUUUCUCGGCGACUCAAUCGAAUUCUUGGCGAGUCAAGUAUCUCGAAGUCGUCUGGUCCCAAUAUCGUAUCGGAGGAAUCCGGUCCGGUGACUUUGAACCAUGUUUACUCCCCAAAGAAAUCGUCAUUCUGUGGAAUCGGAGGCAUUUAUCAAUGUAUGAUACAAUGGAAGAAUUCCUACAAACGAACAAUGGCCUUGUGCCAAUUACGUACUCAUACAAAGAAAUAAAGGCAAUGACCAACAAUUUUAAGGAGAAAUUAGGUGAAGGCGGCUAUGGUUCAGUAUACAAAGGAAGACUGCGAAGUGUUCAUUUAGCUGCUGUGAAGAUGCUAAACAAAUCAAAAGCUAAUGGACAAGAAUUCAUAGAUGAAGUUGCAACAAUUGAAAGAAUUCACCAUGUGAACGUGGCUCGACUAGUGGGAUUUUGUGUGAUCGCCUCAAAGGGUGCUCUAGUCUAUGAUUACAUGUCAAAUGGCUCCCUAGAUAAGUUAAUUUUCUCAGAUGGUCCAGAUGGUUCUCCAUUAAGUUGGAAGCAAGCUUGUGAGAUUGCAAAGGGUGUUGCUCGUGGGAUUGACUACUUGCAUCAAGGCUGUAACAUGCAAAUUCUGCAUUUUGACAUUAAACCGCACAACAUCUUACUCGACGAGAACUUUGUUCCAAAAGUUUCGGACUUUGGACUUGCAAAACUUUACCCGAUGCAGAAGAGUGUUUCAACUCUUACUACUGUGAGAGGAAUAUUAGGUUACAUGGCUCCAGAAUUGUUCUACAAAAGGGUUGGAAGAGUCUCGCAUAAGGCGAACGUUUACAGCUAUGGAAUGUUACUAAUGGAGAUGGCAGGAAGAUUUGACCAAGGAGAGGACAUAGAAAUCAGAGAUAAUGCAACUGAAGAUGAAAAAAUAGUUACAAGAAAAUUGAUUUUGAUAGCAUUGUGGUGCACACAGAUGACACUGGAUAAUCGUCCUUCAAUGAGAGGAGUCUUAGAAAUGCUUGAAGGUGAUCUUAGGAGCCUAAAAUUGCCCCCUAAACAGUUGUUUUAUCCUCCAGAUUCACCCAUAUCCAUGCAAAGAAGCAGUCAUACUAGUCCUUCCGUUGAGUCAACAGAACCACUGUGUAGCUCUGUUGCUUUAGAAAUAGAGCAGAUGGAUGACUAUACUCCUACAUUCACUGAAAGCUUUGUAUGGUAG